AGAAAUAAUGUGUUGUGCUUGUAGGUACUGAUGCUUAUAGGUGCCAGCUUUGGGUUUGAAAUGGAAAUGUUUGAGUUUCUAAACAUCUGUCAAGUACAUGGCUUUCCUAAAAUUGUGGGAGUUCUCACCCACCUCAACUCCUUCAAGCAUAAUAAGCAACUGAAGAAGACAAAGAAGCGAUUAAAACAAAGGUUCUGGACAGAAGUUUACCAGGGUGUCAAGCUGUUCUACCUUUCUGGAAUGGUGCAUGGAGAAUAUCAAAACCAAGAAAUCCACAAUCUGGGCCGUUUUAUUACGGUUAUGAAGUUUAGGCCUCUCACAUGGCAAACUUCUCACCCUUAUAUCCUUGCAGACAGGAUGGAAGGUUUGACAAACCCAGAGGAUAUCCAGACAAAAUGUGACCGGCAGGUGUCACUUUAUGGUUAUUUAAGAGGAGCGCACUUGAAAAAUAAAGCCAAAUUCACAUGCCAGGACAAGGUGGGGCUCACCCAUGAGCUGGUCCAGAGUCUCAUCUCCACCUACUCCACCAUUGAUGCCAAGAUGGCUUCAAGUCGAGUGAUGCUGCUUUCCAAUUCCAAACCACUUGGGUCAGAGGCUAUAGAUAAUCGAGGUGGAGACGAGGUUUCACUAUGUAGGCGAAGCUGGUCUCGAACUCCUGACCUCAGAUGAUCCACCUGCCUCAGCCUCCUAAAGUGCUGGGAUUACAGGCGUGAGCCACCGCGCCUGGCCUGUUUAUUCUCUUAAGAGAGAAAAUGAGGGGAUUAAUGGACUGUAGUUCUGGACAAGGUGGAAAACUCUUAAAGUGGAAGUACUGGGGCAAGUGCUCUGACACGCUAGGAUGGUGCAGUCAGUCCCUUCACCCAGAAAUCAGUAGAAUGUUAGCAGUUCAGACUCAAACCUUGUGAAAAACAGGUGGUGGAAAGGAAAUCCCUCACAGCAACUGGCACCAUAAUCAAGACAAUGUUUGCAGAAUAAAUGGAGUUACCUGCUUUCAGCCCCAGGUCGUAGCUAUUGUCUGCCCUGCUGAUAUGUGAUAAUAAUUUGUGAUCCUGUUGUCUUAAAAUGGGGUCACUCAUCUCCAGUAGAAUUAAGUCCACAAUGAAGUUGUCCCCCCAUCCCCGAAGAGAUAAACAUAUAUGAAUGAACUCACGUGAUAACAACUACUGCUGCCUGGGAUCAUGAGAGACCUGAACUGAACUGAUAGGAAGUGAAAGGUGGCUGAGAUAAUGAGAAUAGACCCAUCUGCAGAGGAUCAUAAAACCAGCAAAGACAAGAUCUUGUCUAAGAUGCCUUCACAAACUUUGUCCAUGAGAACUCUUAAGGAUUUCACCAGACCUGUUGGCUGCUGCUGUGAUCUCUGCCCAAGAGGAGCCUCUGACCAACAUCCAAAGGGCUUCUGGACCCACUGGACUCCUCUGGAGGUACCUUGGUCUCCCGAUCCAUGGCUGUGGUUUUUUACUCCCUUU
This is a messenger RNA of Gorilla gorilla gorilla (western lowland gorilla), 1466 nucleotides long. RefSeq names its product ribosome biogenesis protein BMS1 homolog. Gene Ontology annotation, molecular function: U3 snoRNA binding; GTPase activity; GTP binding. The coding region runs from base 31 to 669 and encodes 212 amino acids. Gene Ontology annotation, biological process: maturation of SSU-rRNA from tricistronic rRNA transcript (SSU-rRNA, 5.8S rRNA, LSU-rRNA); endonucleolytic cleavage of tricistronic rRNA transcript (SSU-rRNA, 5.8S rRNA, LSU-rRNA); ribosome biogenesis. Lineage: Eukaryota; Metazoa; Chordata; Mammalia; Primates; Hominidae. Gene Ontology annotation, cellular component: 90S preribosome; nucleus. The transcript is spliced from 5 exons. The record is from RefSeq and is a predicted model, not a curated record.